GCCGCGCCUGCGCAAGCCGGCUGUCAUGGCGGCCGCCUGAGUUCCGUGGUCAGGGGGUCGGUCGGGACUCCAGGCCCGGGCCGAGGCGGGUGUUCCUGUCUCAGGGAUAACGUGGGAUGCAGCCAUGGAUGAGGUCACCUUCAGAAGUGACACUGUGCUGUCAGAUGUCCACCUCUUCACCCCAAACCACAGACAUCUCAUGGUGCGGCUGAAUGGUGUGGGGCAGCCCGUUUUCCUGUCCCAGUUCAAGCUUCUAUGGAACCGAGACUCUUGGAGAGACUCAAGGACUGAGGACAGUGAUAGCAGAGACAUCCACACACAGGAUACCCCUCCUGCUGGGUCAGGCAGCCUGGGGUCCCCUCCUGGAAGUGAUCACAGUCAUGAGGGCUCGCCCCUCCAGGCUAGCCAGGAUGGGGUGGGCACUCAGCUGGACGAGGAUGGGGAUCUGGACGUGGUGAGACGACCAUGGGUCAGCUCUGAUCCUGAUCUGGCCAGGCCACCGAGAGACAAGGUACAUCCCAUGAUUCUAACACAGGAGGAAGACAUCAUCAUGGAAGAGCAAGCUCCAGAGAGCCAUCCUCAUAUUGUCAUCAAAAUAGAGCACACCAUGGCCACCCCUCUGGAGGAUGUUGGCAAGCAGGUGUGGCGUGGUGCCUUGCUCCUGGCAGACUACAUUCUGUUCCGACAGGACCUCUUCCAAGGACGCACCGUGCUAGAGCUAGGGGCAGGUACAGGGCUUGCCAGCAUUGUGGCAGCCACUGUGGCGCAGACCGUUUACUGCACAGAUGUCGGUGCAGACCUCUUGGCCAUGUGCCAGAGAAACAUUACCCUCAACAGCCACCUGGCUGCUGCUGGAGGUGGUGUAGUUAAGGUCAAAGAGCUGGACUGGCUGAAGGCUGAUCUCUGCACAGAUCCUGAGAUUCCCUUCAGCUGGUCACAAGAAGACAUUGCUGACCUGUACAACCACACCACCGUACUGUUUGCAGCUGAAGUGUUCUAUGAUGACGACCUAACGGACGCCCUGUUUAACACGCUGUCCCGACUUGCCCACAAACUGAAAAAUGCCUGUACAGCCAUCUUGUCAGUGGAGAAGAGACUCAACUUUACCCUGAGACACUUGGAUGUCACGUGCGAAGCCUAUGACCACUUCCGCUCCUCCCUGCAUGCACUGGAGAAGCUGGCUGACGGCAGGCUACGCUUCGUGGUGGAGCCCGUGGAGGCCUCCUUCCCACAGCUGCUCAUGUAUGAGCGCAUCCAGCAGCUGGAGCUUUGGAAGAUCGUUGCAGAACCCACACCCUGACGGGUCACCUCCACAAGGCGUGGCAGCUCGACUAUUCUGCUGAUAUCUUUCUAAUAAAAUCGAAGCUGGGCACCAAAGUUGGGCACUUGAAACAUUGUCACUUUAAAAUCAUGUGAGUGGACCUUAAGUAACCGGAGCUGGUGUUCUGGGGCUGUUGCUGCUGCCCUGCAGCAUGGCAGCAAUCGGAGCAGCACUGCUCAGGAUGGACGAGGGUCAGUGGCCCGUGUAUCUCACACUUGACAUGUGGGUCCCACUGCUUCCGGAGCCACUUGGUCAGGGCAAGCCAGUGCACUUUACCCAGUUCAUCUGAACAGCUACAGCAACU
Molecule: messenger RNA, 1625 nt
Organism: Castor canadensis (American beaver)
Lineage: Eukaryota; Metazoa; Chordata; Mammalia; Rodentia; Castoridae
Gene: Mettl22
Product: methyltransferase 22, Kin17 lysine
Biological process (GO): protein methylation
Cellular component (GO): nucleus
Molecular function (GO): protein methyltransferase activity
Source: RefSeq, a predicted model, not a curated record